GGGAGAGAGAGAGAGAGAGAGGGAGGAUGUGAGAGCAUGAGAGGCAUGAGCUGGAUGAUUUGAAAUGAGGGAAAAAGUAGGGAGAGAGAAGCAGAGGAGGAGAGAGAGAUAUGGAAAAAGAGUUAGUACUAAUGUGAAGUCAUGUGAGGGCAUUUAUAGUGGGGUUCUCUUGUCUUGUUUCCUAGCGGUUGCACAUGGGAGAGACUCCCUCUUUUGGGUGUUGUGUAAAGCAAAUAUGCAUGUGAUGCCAUGUGCCUCUCCCAACACACCAACCCCAACUCCCUCCCAAGGUUUAUUGCCUCUUCUCUCCGUAAUCUCCUCUCCUCUCUCUCCCUCUCUUUCACUCAAACACACGAGAACAAUUAUUGACUUUCCUUAUCACUCCAAUUAUUUCCCAUAUCUCAUGCCCUCUCUGGUGACCAUGAAAAAACUUUGAGCUGUGAUGAGAUCCACAAUUCCUUUGUUUAAAACCCCCCAGGUGCAACCCCAGAAUUGACCUUCAUUUGCUUGGAUGGAUCAGCACAGGAUUACUAAAAGGAGGCGUGUUUAUUCCCUCCAGCCAAACACAUUGCCACGUACGGUAUUUGCAAAGAAGUAUGUGAAUCAUUUAGUGCCAGCUCUGAUGGAUAUCGGAAACAAGCCUGAUUCAGACCAGAUGGAGGAUCAUGAGUUGGAGAAGCUCGUCCGCUAUGAGGUUGAUAAGGCAUUGGUAUCGUCCGCUGAAGGCUUUGCAUGGAGCCGUGCCUUAAACGUUAAGCUUCAACGCGGCGGCCUCAAUGUAGGUAGACUUCAAAAUUCUUCCAUUACUCCACAAACUCAAAAGGCAUCGCUUCCGACCAAAUUCUCUCCAAACCCUAAUCCUAAACCUAGUCAGAAGGACUCGAAAAGGUCUAAAAGAUUACAGUGUCUACCGAAACCAAAGAGAGGAGCGGGGACGGAAGGCGAAGAGGUGCAAUUUAGGCAGCAGUUGACAAACCUAAGAACCCUUAUGCCGGGUGGAAAUGAGAUGGGUGUAAAUGAAUUGCUGACAGAAGUGGGAAGCUACUUGGUGGCUUUGGAGCUGCAGGUGAAUGUCCUAAGAUGCCUUGUGGACACACAAUGAUUCUUUUUUUUUGGUUUCUACCCUAAGUUGAUUAAUUUCCACUGAGACAUAUUCUUUGUGGAAAGCAAUAUUAUUGCACAGCAUAUUAUAAUCCGAUCUUUUUCCAUUGUUGUGAUAUGUAAAUAUAGCUGGACCUUCUCCUUUUGUGGAGAAAAAAAAAAGGGAAAAAAGGAAAAUUUGCUUUUAGUUCAGUAUUCAUCAUUCAGUGAUGUGAGAAACCCAUGGCUAACAGUUCAGAAAAUCAUGUAAUUCGCCCUAGUGUGAGGCUGCUUUUCGCCUUUGUUGUACCUCAGAUAGUAUGAUAUUGUAUUAAGAUAUCAAUCUGUUACUCGGCU
Messenger RNA from Vitis vinifera (wine grape), 1437 nucleotides. Its product is annotated as transcription factor bHLH146. Gene Ontology annotation, biological process: regulation of DNA-templated transcription. The coding region runs from base 512 to 1102 and encodes 196 amino acids. The record is from RefSeq and is a predicted model, not a curated record. The transcript has 2 exons. Lineage: Eukaryota; Viridiplantae; Streptophyta; Magnoliopsida; Vitales; Vitaceae.